This is a messenger RNA of Rhizoctonia solani, 576 nucleotides long. RefSeq names its product allergen protein. The record is from RefSeq and is a predicted model, not a curated record. Bases 1 to 576 code for a protein of 191 amino acids. Lineage: Eukaryota; Fungi; Basidiomycota; Agaricomycetes; Cantharellales; Ceratobasidiaceae. The transcript is spliced from 7 exons.
AUGUACUCGACUCUUCUCUCCAUUGCUGCCUUGGCCAUCGGCGCUCUCGCUGCUCCUGGUUCCAGUCACCUGGAAGCGCGCGCCGCGCCGGACAACACCGUUUAUGUCACUGAUCAAAACAAGUAUUGCAUGAUCAUGCCCCGUGAUGCUCAUACCAAUAUUGGCGAUUCCGAGCACCCAGGCGGAAUGAAAACUUAUUGUUCUUCCAGCGGGAGGUACGAUAACUCCCAAGGGAAACUUCCCGACAACUUUUGGAGCAAUAUCGCUUUCGCAUCCGGAACAAGUUCAAGAGGAGCCCGCUAUGCCCAGCUUACUGGGUGUAUCCGUCCGGAAACUCUGUCUCGUCUUAACCCCGAUGACGGUGGAGGACAAUACGACUCGAGCGGUGGAGACGGUGGACAGGGGAACCCUCAGGGCAGCGUCUGCCUCGGAUACAAUCACUACGUCGAACUCGUUGAACCCGCGGAAAAACGUGCCUGCAUCAAGUGCUGCGAUAAUUAUGAUGACUGCCCUCUUGAUAAAGAUACUUCCGGCUGCCCCGCUGUCAUCCCAGGCAAUUACUUCAACUGCGGUUAA